Messenger RNA from Lucilia cuprina (Australian sheep blowfly), 1663 nucleotides. RefSeq names its product odorant receptor 2a. The transcript has 3 exons. Gene Ontology annotation, molecular function: odorant binding; olfactory receptor activity. Lineage: Eukaryota; Metazoa; Arthropoda; Insecta; Diptera; Calliphoridae. Gene Ontology annotation, cellular component: plasma membrane. Gene Ontology annotation, biological process: detection of chemical stimulus involved in sensory perception of smell; sensory perception of smell. The record is from RefSeq and is a predicted model, not a curated record. Bases 276 to 1484 code for a protein of 402 amino acids.
CAUGAUCUGAAGAUUAUUUCAAAAGUUUUAAAAUUUUUCGAAAUUAAGUUCGAAUUUUUGAACUGUUUUUAAUAUAAAGAAUUCCUAUCCAUUACAUAUACUAAAUAAUAAUUUAAAACAAUUAGAAAAACUUUUCAUAAUUAAAACAAUUGCUUGCAAAUAUCGUUGAAAACAAUUAUGCAAAUUGUUACACAAAAGUUUCCAAACAACACUAAAAAUCCAAUUAAAGAAUAAAAUAUUGCAAAAUUCUUUUAUUUGAACUUUAAACUCCCAGGAUGUUCAACGUAAAACGGUCAAGUAAUAUGGUAUCAGGUGAUCAGCAACCUGAUACCAAUAUGGCUUUUUACUAUCAUUGGAAAGUAUGGCAUUGGAUGGGUAUUAAGGCGCGUAAGCAGAGCAAUUUAAAAGUCUAUCGCAUUUAUGCUGUGCUCAUUAACUUUGUGGUCACCUUUCUAUUUCCUUUAACCUUAAUUGUUAAUGUAUUUUUCGCUCAAAAUACUCAACAAUUGUGUGAAAAUUUAACCAUCACCAUAACGGAUACAAUAGCUAAUUUAAAAUUUCUUAAUGUUUAUUUAGUGCGUGAGGAUUUGGAAAGAAUUAAGGCCAUACUGGGUAAGCUGGAUAGGAGAGCUGAGAAUUUAAAAGAAAAAAGAAUUCUUCAAGAUGCCAUUCGAAUUUCACAAUUAUCAUUUUUAAUAUUCGUGCGCCUAUACACGGUGGGUACAGGUUUAAGUAUUUUAAAGGUUAUAUUGGCUCAAGAACGUUGUUUAUUAUAUUCCGCCUGGUUUGGUGUAAAUUGGUUUGAUAAUACUUUUAUUUAUGUCAUUGUAAUGAUCUAUCAAUUGUUUGGUCUUAUUGUACAAGCAUUACAAAAUUGUGCCAAUGAUUCCUAUCCUCCGGCUUAUCUAAUUAUAUUAACGGCUCAAAUGAAGGCUUUGGAGGUGCGUGUUAGAGCCAUAGGUCGUAGGGAAAGUGAUGGAGAACAUUUAUGGUUGACUAAAGAGCAACGUUUAAGGAAUUUACAUGAAUUUAAUGCAUGUAUUAAGGAUUAUAACAAUAUCUUAAAACUAUUUACCAUCAUUGAGAAUAUCAUAUCGAAAGCUUGUCUAGCUCAAUUUGUUUGUUCGGCUUUGGUUCAGUGCACUGUGGGUUUACAUUUUCUAUAUGUUGUAGAUGCUGCCGAUUAUAGUGCUCAAAUUCUAUCGAUAAUCUUCUUUGUUGCUGUUACUUUGGAAGUGUUUAUCAUAUGCUAUUUUGGUCAUUGCAUGAGUACUCAAAGUUGGAAUUUAACUUAUGCCUUCUAUUCUUGUGGUUGGUUGUCUCAGAAGCCGGGUUUUAAGAAGAACUUAUUGAUUACUUUGAUGCGUACACAAAGACAUUCGAUUGUUUAUGCUGGUUCUUAUAUACCAGUUGAUUUGCCCACAUUUGUGCAGCUCAUGAAAUAUGCUUAUUCCACAUUUACUCUGUUAAUGCGCUUUAAAUAAUUAAUUUUUAAAAGGAUCUGUUGACAUAAGCAUUAUGUCUUUAAGCAAUUGUUUGUUAAACAAUCUAGAUUUUGCUUGAUCUAGCUUUAUUGAGUACAAAAAUUGAUUGUUUUGUUAAAAUUUAAAAACACAUUUCACUUCACUGCUUUUCACUUCACAAAAAUGUUUAACAAAGCACU